Prunus armeniaca (apricot) is the source of this 603-nucleotide messenger RNA. The record is from the annotation of a GenBank genome assembly. NCBI's taxonomy places the organism in Eukaryota, Viridiplantae, Streptophyta, Magnoliopsida, Rosales, Rosaceae.
AUGGAGGGUCAGCAGACAGCUCUGUUUAAAUGCCAGCGAAUUGGCUGUAACGCCAAGUUUUCCGAGGACGACAAUCCCGAAGAAAAACCAAAGAAAAAUGAUCUUGCCAGGCACGGUUGCAAGACAGGUAAACACACAACAGAGAAACCAGUGUUGCCAAAGGCGAAGCCUAAGGCUCCUGUUUCUGCUCCUACCGCUCCCCCUGCAACUGAUGCAUCGUCAAAAGAAUCAUGCUCUAGGUGUCGGCAGGGUUUCUUCUGUUCAGAUCAUGGUUCACAAGCCAAAGAAAUGAAUUCAAAGCCUGUAAAUGUGGCCACAACUCCACUUGCUGAAAGCAUUACAGAUGUUGAAGGCACUUCUGCUCCAUUUAAAAAGAUUGUUGGCAUAAACGAGCCCCAAAUUUGCAAAAAUAAAGGGUGUGGCAAAACUUUUAAAGAGAAGGAUAACCAUGAGGCUGCAUGCAGUUACCAUCCAGGGCCUGCUAUUUUCCACGACCGAGUGAGAGGGUGGAAGUGCUGCGACGUUCAUGUAAAGGAAUUUGAUGAGUUCAUGAGCAUCCCUCCAUGCACUAAGGGGUGGCACAAUGCUGAUCCAGUAUCUUAA